AUGGCUAACCAAGAGAAGCAACACAAGAAAGGGUUCAUGUAUAUUUACAAAACUAGCACAAGAAACAAAGAUUUAGAACAUGGUAUGGAAAAAGUAAAGAAACCAAGUUCAAGAAGUUGGUUACAAUGGAUAAGAUAUCCAACAAGAAGUUACAAUGUUGAAAAUGAAGGAUAUGUUGAGGCAAGAAAUUCUACAUCAUCAUCAAGAGGAGGGUAUGUGGAAGGAAGAAACUCAGUGUCUUGCAUAGAAGCAUCAUCAUCGCCAGCAAUAACAACAACAACAAGAAGAGGAAACAUAGUUGAGGAAGGAAGAAAAUCAGUGUCUUAUGUUGAAACAAAGUUUGUAGAAUCAGAAAAGGUUGUUGGCAAAUUUGUUGAGGCAAGAAAAUCAGUGUCUCAAAUUGAAACAUUGUCUUCUGUAAUUGAAUGUCUUGAAGUGAAGGUUUUGGUCUCAGAUAUGCCAAGUUUCAUGCAAGUGCAUGCUUUUCGUUGUGCAAGAAGGACUUAUGAUAGUCUUGAGGAGUUAAGCUCCAAACAUAUAGCUCAUAACAUAAAAAAGGAGUUUGAUAAAGCCUAUGGUCCAGUAUGGCAUUGUAUUGUAGGCCCAAGUUUUGGUUCUUUUGUGACACAUUCAACUGGUUGUUUUCUUUAUUUUUCAAUGGAAAAUUUAUAUAUUCUACUCUUUAAAACCAAAGUUAAGAAGACAUUGGAUUAA
Molecule: messenger RNA, 714 nt
Organism: Vicia faba (fava bean)
Lineage: Eukaryota; Viridiplantae; Streptophyta; Magnoliopsida; Fabales; Fabaceae
Source: the annotation of a GenBank genome assembly